AUUCAGUUGCAGAACGCAGACGGCCUAUAAAGAAGUCUCCGUGACCUCUCCCCUCGCAGCGAGGCGCGUGUCUUCCCUACCUAAUUCUGGAUGUAAAUGUAUAGUAGGGUUUCGAGCGAGUGGUUUAGCAAACUGCGAAAAUGCGAGUAGAAUGAAACUUGUCGAUCUUAAGGUUGUAUGGAUUCCAUCAAUAUUUGUCUUACUAGCUUUCUCUCUCCAAGCCUUCCAGUUGCAGCAUAAAGUGCUCUGUUUUCGAUAUUUUCAUCUCUGCAACAAUCCAUGUUCAGCUCUGCAAAUCUCAAUACUUGACAAUCCACAUCUCCUCGUGACACCUGUCUUGUUAUUCUCAAAUCUCACGUUGAGAUUCGUUUUGGACUUGUGUUUGUUGGAAGAAUAAAUAUAUUCUCCAUGGCCAAUGUUGGGUAUAUUGGCUCUUCAUUCCAUAGGCUUGGAAGGCACUGCCAUUGCCAUGGCGUCCCUCUCACCGGGCGUGCUCUCCAAGCUUCUGCAGAAUGCCGGAAACAAGGAUGCUAAGGUCACCGGAGAACACCGUUCGGCGCUCUUGCAGGUUAUAGAGAUAGUCCCUUCGUCUUUGGGACUGGGAGAUGAUCCUUGGCAGAACAGAGGCUUCUUCCUCAAGGUCUCCGAUUCGUUGCACUCCGCUUACGUUUCCGUCUCGGACGAGGACGCUGACUUGAUCUACAAUGACAAAAUCCAAUUAGGUCAAUUUGUAUACGUGUCUCGCCUGGAUUCGUCCUCGUCCUCUGUUCCGGUGCUUCUUGGCCUGAAACCUGUCCCGAGGAGGCGGCCCUGCGUUGGCAAGCCCGUUGAUUUGGUGUCUAGCGAUUCCCUUCCCAUUCGAUCGAGCGGCCACGAUUUUAAGAGUGUGAAUGCUUCGAAGACGACAAAGGACACGAGAAGGUUGAGUUUGGACACCGCCAGGAGAAUUUGGGAUCAAAAGACUAGUCCGACGACCAAGAAAGCCGCUGCGUCACCGAUUGCUUCUUCGCGUACCAAAUCAACGACUGUUCAGUGUGAAAAGAAAGCUCUUACUGCUAAGAAUGACUCAUCGUCCUCGAGGCGCUCAAGUGUUUCAGCACUGAAGAACAAAAAUGAGAUCAAUUCACCGAAAUCUACAGAGAAGCCUUUGAAGAAAGAGUUGAAGUCAUCAGCAGAGAGUGUGAUUCCCAGUUGUCUAGCUAAGGUACCUCUUAGUUUCAAGACGUGGUCCGAGAAGCCGAUUUCGUGGGAUGAGCUGCCACCAACUAUAUCCGGUCCUGGAAGGGAAGUUGUGUCUCACAGAAAUCUUGCAUUUCUUACUGCUGUGCGUGCACUGGAAGAAGCAUCAGCUGCCGAAACUGCCAUUCGUUGCCUGACAGCAUUUUCAGAACUGUGCGAGGUUUCUCAAGAGAUAUCUUCAGGAUCUCUAGUGGAGCAAUAUUUGGACCUCCAUGAGAGCAUCCAGAAAGCAGCAAUGAAGAUUAAUUCUGUACUCAGUACAGGGCUUAUUGAAGCAAAAUCAAGUGGUUAUGUUGACCAACUGUCUGAUGAAUGUAAGACUUUAAAAAAUAGGAAUUCCUUAUCUUGGAUUCAUGCUGCCAUAGAGACUAAUCUUUCUAAGUUCAAUCUGUUGAAGAUGCCAGAAACGAGCGGUGUUGUAAAUGGGGAGAAAUUUCAUUAUGUCAUUAUAGAGAAUAGCCUGAAGGAAUUGAAUUCUGAGAAUCAUUCUCCUCAACAGAAACAAAUUCCUAGAAGCCACGGUGGUGUCCCAUUUGAUUCAAGUUCGAAGGGCGCAUCAUCUCCUGCAAGGCGGCAUCUUUCCGUCACAAGGAAGUUGAAUCCUGCUAGGGAGAGUUGUUCUAAAGGGAGUGGAUUAAAAGAAGCAUCAAGUUUAGUAGAAAUACUGAUUUCGACUUCUCGUAAAUGGUUCUUGAAGUACUUGGAGGAUUCAUUGAAAACAGAAUUUGGGUUGCAUAGAAAGGAAGGAAAAUCUGAAAUCGGGCAUCUUUUAAGACAACUUAAAAGGGUGAAUCAGUGGUUGGAUGACUUUGUUGGUGGUGGGGUUGAGGUUGAUGGAAGAAUAGAAAGCUUGAGGAAGAAGUUAUACAGAUUCCUAUUAGAAAAUGUUGAUUCUGCUGUUGCUUCGGGUAAAUAAACAAUAUACUACAUGAUUUCAAAAUCAACACUAAUGUCAAGUUGAGGUAGGCACUAGGCACUGGUUAUGCAGAUGACAGUUUUGACAGCACUUGUAGUUCUCUUUGGCUAGGAGAUGCAACAAAUGAGUUUCCUCUCCUAUUGUGUUUUGAUUCGCCUUUUGUAUAACUACUGAUUUACGAUGGCUGACAACAUGGAAAUACCAAUUUCAGCUUUUAUUUCA
Messenger RNA from Tripterygium wilfordii, 2377 nucleotides. RefSeq lists its product as uncharacterized. The coding region runs from base 416 to 2155 and encodes 579 amino acids. The transcript is spliced from 4 exons. The record is from RefSeq and is a predicted model, not a curated record. NCBI's taxonomy places the organism in Eukaryota, Viridiplantae, Streptophyta, Magnoliopsida, Celastrales, Celastraceae.